AAAGGCUUAAGAGGCGGGAAAGGGGUGUGAGCAUGAAAGCAUCCUUCUUGCUCUUACUGAGUCGCAGAGGGAUGGAGGGAGAAUUAGGCGUCGCCUUUCAGACCUCCAGGAAAACGGAAAGGGGCAAAUCGGAAUGCAGAUGAAAUCUUCAAAAAUGGGGCAUCAGCCGUUCUGUAGCCUACUUUCUACCCCCAAGUCUCCUCGCUGGAGGAAGGCUCUGGGCCGGUUAUGUCACUCUUCGUGCUGAAGAUCAAACCCACAUGUGAGACAAGGAUUCUGCUGCUGAGCCCUAUCCCCAGCCUUGUUGGAUGGAUUUUAACAUAAGUCCUGCCUCUUACUUUUCAGUUAGCACCUUUGUAUCAAGACUGCGAAUCAUUAUAAAAUCUAUUAUAAAAAUUAAUUUUUCGUAGAUACUGUAUACUGGACAACUGUGACUGGGCCAGGAUUAUCAAAGUUUUGGCUUUGUUACAAAAACAGUUCAAGAUUUCACUUUUCUUUGGUGACUAAGUGGGCAGAUUGUGACUUAUGUCCAUCCAAGAAAUACAUAAACAUGCAGUUCUUCCUCCUAUCAUUAGUAGAUGUGACAAGGAAUUCUUGGAAAGUACGCAAAGAUACAUAAUUACAGAAAUUGAAAGAGUGGGCUGUAAUGAGGAAGGACCUGCUGAUGAAUAUUACAUCAUAUACCAAAAUGUUUUUAAUAAGGUAAUAGACUAUGUCACUGCAUACAAAUCCAUUCUUACUUCAAUCAAAAAAGAAUAUGAUGCCUUUAUUGAGACACUAAAGAAAGACCGAAGAACUACAUUUUUUCUUCAUGGAAAACUUAAAGUUUGGGCAGCAGAGCCCACAGUUUUGGUAUAUCAUCAGAGAAGAGCUAUCCAGCUUGAAGCAAAAAUGAGGAUUAUUGAAAAUAAUUCCUUGAAGAUUCAAUUGCAAAUAGAUCAAAUGAAACAGCUUAGGGAAGAGUAUGACAAAAAAGAAGCAAAAUACUAUACUCUCUCCAAAGAUCCUUCAAAACCUAUUCCAGGCAUGACUCUCCAAGAUUCUGUUAAUCUAAAUGCUCUCAGGAAAUUCAGGAAACACCUUGAAGAUAAAUACAGAGAAAUGAAGCAAGCUAUGUUGGUAAAAUAUGUACCAAUUCAAAGGAUGGCUGAUUUUGAUGAGGAAAUGAUUGUGUUAUUAAAACGGCGAGAUAUAGCUGAAAAUCUGAAUGAAAGAUUACAAUUUCGUCAUCAAAGACUGCAGAUUAUUUUAUAUGCACUUUCUUCAUGGGUAAAAUCUGAUAAGAGCAAAACAUUUGAAGACUUCGUGGAAGAAGUUCAGAAAACCAAAGAUUUUCAUGCAUUUAUAGUUGACCAAGGCUUUGUUGAAGAACUGCUUGAAGAUGAUCCAAGCAAGGCAAAAAAUGCUGAAAUUAUACUGUACUACAUUGAAAGAUUCAAUGAACUAAUGUCACUUGGUGAAUAUGAAAAGGCAGCUUAUUUUGCAGCAAGCAGUCCUAGAAGGAUUCUUCGAAACAUGGGUUCAAUGGAUAAAUUUAAGGCUAUUGGAAAAAUUAAAGGAAGAACUCUUCCAUUACUCUUAUUUUUUGAGGCUAUAUUUAGCACAAGCCAUGCUUUUAAAACUCCUGUUGAUGCAGAUCUAACCCUAGAAGGAAUCAAAUGUGGAUUAUCUGAAAAACGGCUGGAUUUAGUUAUCAACUGGGUCACCCAGGAAAAGCUGACAUUUUCAGAGAAGGCUGGGGAUGUGAUUUAUGAUUAUGGGGAACAAGACACUUUUAACAAAGCCAAGUGCCUGGCUUUAGCUCAGAUUAUCUACAGCGAAUGUGGCCUGCAUAAGAAAGUUCUUCUUUGCCUGUGUAAACAGGGUCAGAUCCAUGGGGCCAUAGAAUACUUACAACAAUUCAAGGACUUUGCUCCUGAUGACCUGAUGAAGCUAAUAACAUUAUGUCCUCAAACUGAACUCAUUCAAUGUCUCACUGAAGAAAAGAAUGGGAGACCACCAUUUUUAUCUUUUGGACUUGCCAUACUUCAUCUGUUCUCUGUGAAUAUGGAAAAAGUUGGCAUUAAGCUACUCCAAGAAAUAAACAAAGGUGGGAUAGAUGCAGUAGAACAUCUUGUGAUAAAUGAUUCAUAUUGCUCCCUAGAAAUGUGGCAAAAAUUGGCAAAUAUAUGUUUACAGAGUGGCUUUGACAAAUUAUCUAAUGACAUCAUAUCCAUUCUUCGAUCUCAGGCUGGAGUUGCAGAAAUUUCUGAAGAAGAACAUACAGUCAAUUUAAUGGAACAUGUUUUUUGGUAGUUCUGUAUUUUAGCCAGUUGAGGGAGCUUGUACAACAUUUUACAGGCAAAUUAGUUUUCUCAUAAUUAACUUACAAAUAAAUCUAGUGCAUGAAGCUCUCAGAAGUAAAUCCUACUUCUUUUUGUUAUCAAAUUGGCUUCUUAAAAAAUUUUUGAAUUUUUGAAUCCUUGAUAUUUUUAGGAAAAAACCUCUGAGGUCCUUUUUCUGUGUAAUGCAAGAAAAAGCAAGAUGAUACUUCAGGGUUGACUCGCUGACAAAAAGCUAGAGUACAAUAAUUUUGUAUUUAAAAUUCUGCUGAUUUAAAGAUGUGCCCCAUGAUUUGGCAUAUAUAAAUAUGGCAAAGAUUAGGCUUCUACUAAAGUUGGGCAUCUUAACAUGUUCUUACUUAGAGGGAAGAUCAGCCAAGGUUUGCUCUAAGUAGAACUACCUAUAGGCAUAAAUGUAUUUGAAGUCAUAAAGUGUUAUUUUAUAUAAUAAAUAUUUGAAGUAUUUGAGAACUCAGAGUUCUGUGCCUUGUAUAGGUGUGAUAAUCAAAAUCGUUAAUGAUCAAUAUGACAGGGGCACCAAUUAAGCGGAACAGACAUCCAACCAAUCAGAACAGCUUUCUGUUCUUAUUGCCACAUCAGAACAUAGCAGCUGAAUGUCAGCCUUGACUAUGGGGUAUGGUAAAAAUUAGCUGCUGUUACAUAGAAUAGGAAUAAAAAACUUAAUUUUUUUCUCCUAAAUUUAAAUUGGAUAUGUAUUUUUUAUGUCACAAUGGAAAGAAUAUGAACUUAGAGUCAGUCUUAUUAAAAUUCUGGUACUAUCUUUUACUCAUUUGUGAAAUUUGUCUGAUCUAGGCUUGUUAUGAGGAUUAGUGAUAAUUUAUAUGUAUAAUAUAACAUGAUGGAGAAAUUUAGUAGAAGAUGGCCAUCAUUUUUAUGUAGUAGGCCCCAGAAGCACAUAUUCUCUGCUUAGUUUAUACUUAAUUAAUCCCACAUUUCUAUCCCUUUGUAUGCUACAAUUGUAAUUCUUUAGAGUAGUUGACGUUAGUUUAACUUAUUGUUUAAACUCAUAUUUUGGUUGCCUGGCAUAUAGUAUAAAUCCAUUAAGUGUACGGGCUGAGUUUAAUUUUUCCAUAUAGUGCUAAAAAUUUCUAGAUAGCUAUACUUCAGUUUUCUAAACUUUAAUAAUUUUACUAAAGUAAUAUGAAUAGUUUAAAAAGCAACAUAUUAUUAAGAUGCUUAUGAUAAUUAAUAAUAUUUUUAUUUCUGGUCUUUCAUUAGCUGUGAUUUUUUAAAAGAACAGACGAAGUCAAGAAAAAAGAAGGGAAAGUAAGAGGGUAUUUCAGCCACAUCCAUUCUUUAGGUCACAAUGGUUUAAGUCCUUUUUUCCUUUGAGAAUUGCACAAUUGAUAGCAAGCUCCUGUGGGUUCACUGACAGAACUUAGGAACAAAAUGUGACCAUGAAGGCCAGGGGGAUGAAGUAGCUAUAUAAAUCUGGAAAAACCUUGAAGUAGCAGCUGGUUUUUUUUUUUUUUCUUAAUUUUACCUUGAUUUUGAAAUGUUUUCCCUUUGCUCAUUAUGAUUCCUUCUCAGUUAUCAUUACCUUUGGCAGCUUUCCUAAGGAAAGUAAAAGUUGUCAAGUGAAUAUAAAUUAAAAUGCCUGGAGAUAAAAGUUGGGAGGAAGAGUGAGAAUACAAAUGAAAAGGGGAAGGAGAAAUAAUUGAGUUGUGAGCUAUGUAGUUGUGAGCUAUAAGAACCUCCCUGUAAUCUACACUGAAAGAAGUAUAACAUGGGCUCACCACAGAAGCCUGCCUUACAGACCAGCUGUACCCCUACUGAGCUCUGUGCUCUUUUCCUCAUGCUUAAGAUGAUUUUUUUUUUAAAGGAGGAAAAGUUCAUUUAGGGGCUCAUGGUUUCAGAAGUCUCAAUCCAUAGAUAGCAGGCUCCAUUCCUCUGGGCUCAGGGUGAGGCAGAACAUCAUGGCAGAAGAGUGUAUCAGAGGGAAGCAGCUCACAUGGUGAUCAGAAAGCAGAGAGAGGUCUCCACUUGCCAGAUACAAAUAUACAGGCCAGAGCCACGCCUCCAAUGCCCCACCUUGUCUAGCCACACCCUACCACUUCAGUUACCACUCAGCUAAUCACUAUUAGGGAAUUAAUUCGCUGACUGGGUUAGGACUCUCAACAACCCAGUCAUUUCUCCUCUGAACCUUCUUGCAUUGUCUCACACCUGAGCUUUUGGGGUAUACUCACAUUCAAACCAUAACAUUCCAGUCCUGGCCCCCAAAAGCUCACACUCAUCUGACAAUGUAAAAUACAUUUAGUCCAUUCCCAAAACUCCCUAUAGUGUCAACUCUUCCAAGAUUGCUCAAAGUUCAAGUCCAGAGUCUUCUCUGAACCUCAAGGCAAUCUUGCAUUUUGAGGUCCUGUAAAAACAAAAGCAAUUUACAGGUAUACAAUAUAUAAUGGUACAGAGUAAAUAUUUCCAUUCACAAAAUUAGGGGCAUAGAAAGAAGAGAUAGGACCAAAGCAAGACCAAAAAUCCAGCUGAGCAAACAAGUCUUAUAGCUCCAUAUCCAGCAACUGGGACAUAUGGCAUUGUGGUAUUCUCUCCAAAGGGCUUGUGUAGUUCCACCCCUGUGGCUUUGUUGGUUGCAGCCUAAGUGGCCUUCCUGUUGGCUUAUUUCUGCUAGAUUCUUGCAGUUUUCCUAGGAUGAUGUCCCAUGUUAAUCUUGGGGGUUUCCACUGCAGCUUCAGCUUCCUUGUCAUAUCUCCACACUUUGCUUUCUCAGGGUGCCCACAGGGACUCUGACCCUGCUGAACCUUGCCUGCACUCCCAGGCCUUCCUUUGAAAUCUUCGUAGAAGCCUCCAUGACCCUCUAACUUCAGCAUACAGCAUUCCUGUAAAACCAGCACCAUGUGGUGAUGCCAAGGUCUGCCACCAUCUCGAGCAGUAGCCAAGCCUCCAGGGACCCUGGCUGUAGCAACCUCUGAGUGCCUGAGUAGCUGAGCAUGUUGAACAACUUCCUAGGCCCCCUUGUGCAAGAAGGGUGCCCCACUGGUCUCUUCUCAAGAGAAUUUUCUCUUUUAUUCCCUUGAGCUUGAGCUAGGUAUGGUCUUGCCAAUUCCUGAAGCAAUCUUUCUUAUUGUCUCUGAGCAAAAUCUUCAGGAUUUAUUUAGUGGCAUAAUGUUUUUAACACUUGCAACUUCCUUAUCCCCAAUUUUAUUCCUGCUUUUCAAGUUCAAGUUUUUCAAAUAUUUCUGCUUUGUUUUCUACUCCUGAAUAUCAGAAUAAAUUUGGCUAAAAGCCACCAGCAAUAUCCAUGCCACUUCCUGAAUGCUAUGCUAUCCCAACAUUUCUUCUACCAGAUUAAGAAGUACAUCGCUUUUAAAAUCCGCCUCACAGAAAGUCUCAGGAUACAGGCAAAGUGAGGACAAUUUCUCAGUCAGAACAUAACACUAGUAGCCUUUACUCCAGAUUUUAAUAGGAUCCUCCUUUUCUGAACCCUCUUGAGCCCUGUCUUCACAGUCCUGUUGGCAUUCUGUUCUUUUGAGUUCCCAUCAGAAUUGGCCAUUAAUCUCUGCUUACAGUAAUCCAAAGUAAUCCAAGCUUGUGCUGCUGCACAUCUCAAAAUUCCUCCUACCAAUUCCAAAAAGCCAUAGCGCGCUCUCCUGGCAUGCGUGUGGCCUGGGUUCGAUCCUCAGCACCACAUACAAACAAGAACAGCACCUUUUAGGGUCUGAGGGAUGGGGAAGGUAUCAUUAGUUUUCUAUGUUGUUGUAACAAAGUACUUCAAAUUGAGCCAUUUAACAAGCAGAAAUUUAUUGUCUCGUACUUCUGGAAGCUAGAAGUCUUAGCUCAAGGUUGAUUACUUCAGAAGGCUCUCUCUUUGGCUUACAGAUAACAAUCUUCUCUGUCUCUUCACGUUUUCUUCCCUUUCUGUAUUCCUGUAUCCAAAUUCCUUAUCUUAUGGGGCCUACCAUGAUGAUCUCAUUUUAACUUGACCCAAUCUCCAAUAAGGUCACAUUCUGAUACAUUGAAAGUUAGGACUUCAGCAUAUGAAUCUUGGGAGGAUGUAAUUCAGUUCUCAACAAUUAUCACUGUAUCACCAAAAAUACAUAAACAUAGAAUUGACCAAAUUAUAUUCAAGUAUGAGUAUGUCAAAAUGAAUCCUACUGUUAUAUAUAAUAUUAUGUGCCAAUAAAAAUACUAAAAAGCAAUAACAAAAAAUGAAUAUUUAGUAAGCAGUUGCUGCAGGAAUAAAUAUUAGUAUGGGUCUAAUAUUUUUAUAUUUAAUGCCAAUCUUUUUUUUUUUUUUGCAUUCAUGUAAUUCAGUCAAUAGAUCUCAGCAUCUUUGAUGGGUCAGCCAUCAGGAAUAUUUUAUUGAUUGUGUUUCUUUUGUAUCCUUGUGUUUGCGUGUAAGUCUAAUAUUUUCCCAAAAUUUCUAUGGUAAUUAAUACCAAUCUUGUUAAUUAACUUUGGUUUUAAUAAUUUUUUUGGUAAAUUUUAUUAUGUGUAAACAUAUAUGUAUACAAUUAUAUCACACAUUCUGAAAAAUGUGCAAAUUGUAAAUGUAGAGCUCAAUGAUUUUCACAAAGUGUGACUAACCCACAAAGAAAUAGAACACCACUGGAAGGUUCCGAUCUGUACCGUCCUUCUCCCCAAAGUAGCUACUCUCCUGAAUUUUCUUACCAUAGAUGAAUGUUUCCUGAUUUUGAAUUUUAUAUAAAAAAUAAUGCAUUUA
This is a messenger RNA of Ictidomys tridecemlineatus (thirteen-lined ground squirrel), 7020 nucleotides long. Lineage: Eukaryota; Metazoa; Chordata; Mammalia; Rodentia; Sciuridae. The record is from RefSeq and is a predicted model, not a curated record.